AUGCCUAUUGCUCCACUACCGCAAGACACGGUGCGCCUGCUGCGUGCCCAUGUGGUGAUCAGUACGCCCGUCUCCAUCGUCAAGGAGCUGUUGGACAACUCAAUUGAUGCCAAAGCCACCAGCAUCGAGGUGGUCGUCUCGCGCAACACGGUGGACAGAAUAGAGGUCCGGGACAAUGGAGUAGGGAUUGAAACUCGGGACUUCGAAGCACUAGGGCGCCGUGGCCAUACGAGCAAAUUAAAGUCGGCCGACGAGCUGGAAAGUAUUGGCGGAACAUUUCUCGGGUUUCGUGGUGAGGCUCUUGCGGCCAUGGCUGCUGUCGCAAAGGUAACGGUCACCACAAGGACGGCUGCAGACGAUACGGCAACUGUCUUUGACUUGCUUGCGAAUGGCAAAGGAACCCUCAAGCACUCCAUCAAGUCUACACCUGUAGGAACAACCGUGACGGCCACGGAUAUGUUUGAACGCUUGCCAGUGCGGAAGAAGGUAGCGAUCAAAGAGGCCAACUUAACCAUGGCAAAGAUGAAGCAGCUUCUCACGGCGUAUGCGUUGGCCAGGCCGCGGCUGAAGCUUUCCAUCAAGGAGAUGGGCAUGGCCCAUCCAUGUUUGUCCUAUUCACCUCGACCUGAUGCAACAAUGAAAGCGGCCGCAAUGUGUCUGCUUGGAUUGGAUCUCGUUGCGCACUGCGGCGAAACUAUCCACAGGACAGACGCUUCGACAAAACGCAGAAAUCUCGCCAGUAGUAUUUUUGGUGAGCCUGCAAACCAAUAUGUGGGUGAUGUCGAGAUUAUCGCUCUUCUUCCUGCUCAAGGUUUUGACCCAGUCAAGAUCUCGAACAAAGGUGCUUUCUUCUCUGUUGAUUCUCGACCAAUGUCCUCCUCAAGAACAGUUUUCAAGAAAAUUUACGCUCGCUUCAAGAAGUGCAUUGCUAAAUGUCUUGAGACGCCCGGUAAUGGGAAGCAAGUCAAGGAGCCCUUUAUUGCACUGAAUAUCAAGUGUCCCCACGGCAGCUAUGAUGUGAACCUUGAGCCUGCAAAGGAUGAUGUGCUCUUUGCCAAUGAGCAAUCGAUCAUUGAUGCGUCCGAUGCUUUGUUUGAGAAGACAUACGGUCUUUCUUCUUUGCAAGGUGAGGUUGAGAGAACCAGCAAACUGAGCCCAGUAAGUGUAGUCAACUCGGAGGAGAAUAUGGCAAGUAUCAAUAUUCUUUCCAAGAAUGGCUCGAUGAAAGCCGGGGGCAUUGACUUCUCAUCAAGUCUCGUUCAGCCAUUCGAUACUCCUCACCAGGAAUCUGGCUCUGGUGACACUGGCAGGGCCCUUGCUACGCUUGUCAAAAAUGCUUCAAUCAAGCAGACAACAUUAAGAGAUGGAGCCCAGUGGAGUGUCAGCAUGAUGGAUGGUGAGAGCAGCGACGACGAAGGCUCACUUCCAACUCAAAAGCAGCCUGCCAAACAGAUGAAUGGCACUAUCGGGCUGUGUGUUGGAUCGGAAUCGACAGUCCCAACCUCACAUCAUCAGGAGGAAGACGUUUCGCGGCCCCUGGAGGGUGUCAAUCCUUGGAUGCUUGCAAAAAUGAACGCUGCCAUCAAGCAAAAACAGAUCAAUGAAUCUCAUCCUGUACCUCCUGACCCACCAGACUCUACUAGAACCACCCUGCAAUCCCAGAUACCGUUGCGCGAGCCUCAAUUCCCACGUCCAGAGCUCGCUCCUGGUCAAGCAUUAUGGGAUAAGACCCCAGCCAGCGAUGCUCCCAUCUCCCCGCCGCGUUUCCCUGCUGUUAGAGAUCUGGAGUUUACAAUUUUUGGCCAAUCACCGGUGCUGUCACCAAUGCCAGCUCAUCCUCCAACUCACGGAAACUUAUUUAGAAGUCCUUUGCCGUCAGGCAAUCAAGAACGUUGGAAAUCAUCAAGUCCAUCCCCAACCGGCCCACAACAGGCGCCACAUCCUGAGAGCAACUACCAAACUCCGCCAUCGUCUUCAGGAGCCGAUCAAAGAUCUCGCGGUGAGAGAUCCAACAAAAGAGGAGGCGCUUUGCGGGGCGGCGGUCAACAGCUUCGACAGAGCAAGCUGUUUUCAAGGAAUGUUUGGAAACCGAAUCGUCCGAAGGGUGAUUCUGAAAGCUUUGUACCAAACUUGCGUAAUCCUGAGCCGAAUGGCUCUGGUGACUUGAUGCCCCCUCUUGUAUCCCCUGAACUUUGGGGAAAACAGCCUCAAAGGCUGCUGUUGCCAUCGCAACAAAACAGUCGCGAUGGAGCUCCUUCAGAUCUCAUAGUUCGCGGGAGACAAAACCCGCGCAAGGAACCUUCUGGAAGAUCUUUUGCCGCUGCGACCAAGCCUUUUUCCCCCAUUAUUUCGAUAGGAGCUCCAAUACAGCCAGAGAUCACUACCGGGCGGGCUUUUUUGCAAUGCGAAGCUUCCCCUAUGGAGGGUGAUAUGCCUAACCAUGAAAUGAGCUCGCGUCCAGCCACGAGAAGACGAAGUCGUUCAAGGUCUGGCAGACGCUCGAAGAGGCUCAAGAGCAGCAUUUUGGCCCUGGAGACUGCUACUCUAGAUACCUUGGGGUUGGAGAUAUGGAAAGAAAAAUUCGACUUCAACCUUUUGCUGGCUCUCGAAGAGCGACUGUCAGUAAUUGAUGAUUAUCUCAUGACUGGGGAUAUCCACGAGGGACUCUUGAUAAACCAGGACACAUUGGGUGGCAUCGAGGCGCAGCUCAAAUCAAUUCUGUACGACCACCUGGUAGACGAAGACGGACAAAGGUGUGACUGCGAGAUCGACUUGCGUCGAGCGAUGGUGGGAGAAUAG
Messenger RNA from Pyricularia pennisetigena, 2799 nucleotides. RefSeq lists its product as uncharacterized. Gene Ontology annotation, cellular component: MutLalpha complex. Gene Ontology annotation, molecular function: ATP binding; ATP hydrolysis activity; mismatched DNA binding. The record is from RefSeq and is a predicted model, not a curated record. Gene Ontology annotation, biological process: mismatch repair. Bases 1 to 2799 code for a protein of 932 amino acids. NCBI's taxonomy places the organism in Eukaryota, Fungi, Ascomycota, Sordariomycetes, Magnaporthales, Pyriculariaceae. The transcript has 2 exons.